AGGUUGUCAUAUGUCAGAUUGUCACAAUCAGGGGUCAGGCUCAAAGGCCAGUUGCUAUAGCAGUGGAAAGGCUCACCUGAAACCAGCAGGAUAGGUACACAGGCAGGUCACUGUGGCGGAGGAGUGGGAUCACCCAAGGUGAGGAGUCUAAGUACCAACCGGUCGUGUUAUUACCAGGUCGCAGUCCUCAGGAUUACCCCACCAGGAGGUGAGCAAGCAGAGGUCCAGUAGUGUAUAAGCAGGUAAAGAUCAAACGGAAGCGUGGUCAGUAAACAAGCCAAGGUUGGUAAUGAGUAGUCGCAGGUUGGGAUCAGGCAGAUGCGUAGUCGAGAACAAGCCAAGGUCAGUAAUGAGCAGUCGCAGGUUGGGAUCAGGCAGAAGCAUAGUCGAGAACAAGCCAAGGUCAGUAAGGAGCAGUCGCAGGUUGGGAUCAGGCAGAAGCGUAGUCGAGAACAAGCCAAGGUCGGUAACGAGCAGUCGCAGGUUGGGAUCAGGCAGA
This is a messenger RNA of Staurois parvus, 499 nucleotides long. Lineage: Eukaryota; Metazoa; Chordata; Amphibia; Anura; Ranidae. The record is from the annotation of a GenBank genome assembly.